Klebsormidium nitens is the source of this 662-nucleotide messenger RNA. NCBI's taxonomy places the organism in Eukaryota, Viridiplantae, Streptophyta, Klebsormidiophyceae, Klebsormidiales, Klebsormidiaceae. The record is from the annotation of a GenBank genome assembly.
AUGGCCGCGAUCGCAACUUCGGAGGAGGCGGGCUUCGUCAGGAAAGGCAACUAUUGGAUCUGUAAGCUGUCGUCGGAAGAUGGCACCAUCUGCGAUCAGAGCUUCUUGCGUUCCAAGAAGGAACCUUUCCGAGAGCACAGGGUCAAUGUCCACUCUGAGGAGGGGCCACUCCCUGCUCUCAAGCCAGGCCGCGUCUCUACCAAAACGAAGGCCGAACACGAUGCUGAUCAUGCAGCAAGACAGGCGAGAUACGCAGCUAGGAACGGAAGCGAAGUCAUGAAGGAGCAGAGGGAUGCAUGCAAGCUCAAGAAGCAGCUCGAAAUCCAUAGGAACAGUUUCAAGAAGCAGUUCCCAUUCCAGUCGGACAUCUCUAAGCCUCAGCUCCGCCUCCCCGGCAUCAUGACUUUCCUGAGCAAUGGAAUCUCUCACACCCCUGGGGAGCUGGAUGAAAGCUCUUUCUGCGCGCAUACAAUGUGGGAAUUGGCGAGGCACAAGCUCUGUCUGGUCAGCCUUUCUCAGCUCUGCACAAAGGCGAAUCAUCCCAACCACAUCGCGCAAUCUGCGUUGCGUGCCUAUGUGGAACACGCAGGGUUGGACUUUGGGCAGGAUUCACUGAGCUGGUAUGAGGCAGCGGUGUGGAACCCAAUGAUGAAGAAGAUAGU